CCUCCGCCUUCCCGCCCCCGCCUGCCGAGGCUGGGCUGCGGGAGGCGGCCGGGCGGCCCCGAGCCUCGCUAGGGCGACCAAAACAAAGGCAGCAUCCGGGGCUGGGUGGAUGCAAACAACCAUGAAAGACUGGGUUCUCGCUCUCCCGGGCUCUGCUGCUGCUGCUGCUGCUGCCGCCGCCGCCGCCGCCGCUGCUCCUCCUCCUGCCGCCGCCGAGAGGGCUCCGCUGUGAGGGGAAGCAGGGGCGCAGCUGCUGGGCGUGCAUCCGAAAGGUGAGAGCCGGAGAGCGAGCGGAGGGGGCGGGCAGGCCAUGAAAAUGUCCUCGGCCGUGGGGCCCCGUGGUCCUCGCCCACCCACGGUGCCUCCCCCCAUGCAAGAGCUGCCCGACCUGAGCCACCUUACCGAGGAGGAGAGGAACAUUAUCAUGGCAGUUAUGGACCGGCAGAAGGAAGAGGAGGAAAAAGAAGAAGCCAUGCUCAAGUGUGUUGUCAGGGACAUGGCGAAGCCUGCUGCCUGCAAAACACCAAGAAAUGCUGAAAACCAGCCCCACCAACCUACACCGAGAUUGCAUCAACAGUUUGAAAGCUAUAAGGAACAAGUGAGAAAAAUAGGGGAAGAAGCACGGCGUUACCAGGGCGAGCACAAAGAUGAUGCUCCAACCUGUGGAAUCUGUCAUAAAACAAAGUUUGCUGAUGGGUGCGGCCAUCUUUGCUCCUACUGUCGCACCAAGUUCUGUGCACGCUGCGGAGGCCGUGUGUCUCUACGGUCGAGCAACGAGGACAAAGUGGUUAGAAUACAUACCUUCUUUUCUAUCAUUUGUUAUUGUAUUGUUGUCAACUUUAUUAAGUGAAUGUUGCACCUAGUGUUGUAGAUAACUAUAUUUUACAAAGAAAUUGUAUACAAAGAAGAGCUCAUAUCCAGUUAUCAUGAAAACAAUGAACAUUUAGGAGAAUUACAGAAUUUGAUAUUAAUAGAUAAAGUCUGGAUAAUUUGAGUUCAUGAUGACAGUGAAACUUUAAUAUAAUUUAUAUCACUGAAAGCUCAUUCAUCUGCUUAACUCUGAGUUUUGAUGACAUCUGCUUUCAGAAACAAUAAAUUCUAAUGGGCUCUACCUUUUUCAGCAUGCAAAGGCAGAUAAUUUGAAACUUUAUUGCAGAAGGAAUGGAAUACACUUAGUAGAGAGAAUGGAUCAAUUCAAGUAAAGAGGCCAAAGUAUAAUUAUUUUUCUAUAGAACACAAGUAGUGGAGUUGUCAUAUUGAACCACAUUUUGCCUUUAUCUUCUCCCAUGCAUAUGAAUAACUUCUUAGAAAAGUAAAAGGUCACUUUUAACUCUUAUCAACUGUAGAAACCACAAAGGCUUUUUGUGCCUGGGAAGAUAGGCUCCAAGUAGAAUCUUUAGUCAGCCUUUCCUUUGUAUACAUACCAUACACCUUCAUUUGGUAUAAAUUACAACUUCCUCACAGCUCAUUAAUCUACCAAUAUGAGACUGAAACAAUGAGUCUUUCAGGUUCAAUAUAUCAACUGAGCUGCCUUUGUUCAAAAAUUUUAAAGCUUAUAUGUAACACUGCAGUGCAUAAUUAGCAAGCGUGACGUUAAAUUGAACAUUAAUCUGUGUUUUUAAACUUAUGCUAGUAUAUUUUCAUUGAUUUUUUUCCUAUGGCAAAGAAAUAGAGUCGAAAAAUUAUAUAGGAUAAUCUAUUUUUGCUAUUUAUUUUUGCCUGUACCAUUGAUUGUAUGUGGAAUAAUUGUAGGGGCUAUUACUAUAAUGCCAAUUUCAUCAACAUUAUUACUUUUGAUGAGUCUACAGUCAAAACAUGAAUAAUUUUAAGUUCCUUUAAAGAGUAAAGUAUAAGUAAAUAAUGCUGAUGUUUAGGCAGAUUUGAUGAUAAGAUUUAAACUACUCUCCUGUAGGGCUGGCCAGACUCACUGUCCCUUUGACAGCACUUCCAAUAAUGGUAGAUUAUUUGUGAUUAUUAUGAUUAUAGUAUAAUGAGAAUACAGGUGGAUUUUGUGGACUCAAACCAAAAGUAGAGUGGAAAGACCUGUAAAAUAUAAUCACUCAAUUAUUUUCUUCACUUUGGUUAGAAUGCAUAUAUCUAUCACAUUAUUUUUAAGUGCUGUAUCAUAAUUUCUUUAAAACCCAUUUUAGCCUAUCGAAGCAGUUCAAUGAAUGGCCUUUCUAGUCAAGGGAAACUGAAGCCACAUUUUGUCUUAGCCAUGCCAAAGAGAAUAACUGACUAUUAAAUGAAAUACUUCAUUGCCAGUUCUUUCCCUAUUCCUCUGAGCUGUUUUAUUUUUAGUAGAGAAAUAAUAAUUUACAUGUGUGUGGUAUUGGUAUGGGUAGAAAGGGAAGGGAGAUAAGAGUGAAUAAAACUUUUCUAAAAGUAAUCUUCAUCUUGAUCAAUAUAAUAAUAAUGAAUUCUACUUGAUCUGUUAAAUUGGUGAAGAAAUGUGAUUAAA
This is a messenger RNA of Cebus imitator (Panamanian white-faced capuchin), 2461 nucleotides long. It is a transcript of the gene RIMS1, whose product is annotated as regulating synaptic membrane exocytosis 1. Gene Ontology annotation, cellular component: cytoskeleton of presynaptic active zone; presynaptic membrane. The transcript is spliced from 4 exons. Gene Ontology annotation, biological process: calcium ion-regulated exocytosis of neurotransmitter; regulation of synaptic plasticity; regulation of membrane potential. Bases 311 to 850 code for a protein of 179 amino acids. NCBI's taxonomy places the organism in Eukaryota, Metazoa, Chordata, Mammalia, Primates, Cebidae. The record is from RefSeq and is a predicted model, not a curated record. Gene Ontology annotation, molecular function: transmembrane transporter binding; small GTPase binding.